Molecule: messenger RNA, 1653 nt
Organism: Macadamia integrifolia
Lineage: Eukaryota; Viridiplantae; Streptophyta; Magnoliopsida; Proteales; Proteaceae
Product: UDP-glycosyltransferase 708G1-like
Exons: 1
Coding region: 23-1444 (473 amino acids)
Molecular function (GO): UDP-glycosyltransferase activity
Source: RefSeq, a predicted model, not a curated record
CUCUUAAAACUAUGUCUCUCACAUGGGGAGUUUCAUUCUACCGGCGAUGGCAAGCGGUGGCAGCUGCAAGGAGAACCACCCUCACGUAGCUCUCCUUCCAAGCGCUGGAAUGGGUCAUCUCACACCCUUCCUUCGUCUAGCUGCAACGAUGGCUGCCCGUGGUUGUACAGUGACUCUCAUCACUCCUCAUCCAACCGUCUCCCUUGCUGAAUCCCAACACAUCACCCACUUCCUCUUCACUCACCCUCAUGUCCACCGCCUUGAUUUCCAUAUCCUCCCCAUUGAUGAACCCAUUACUGCCAACUCCACUAAUACUGACCCUUUCUUCCUCCAAUUUGAAGCCAUUCAACGCUCAGCCCACCUUCUCCCUCCUCUCCUCUCUUCAUUGUCUCCUCCUCUUUCUUCCCUUGUCACGGACAUAAUGUUAGCCUCUACGAUUGCUCCCCUGGCCACUUAUCUCUGCCUUCCCAAUUACAUCUUCUUCACCUCCUCGGCUAAAAUGCUUUCACUCUUCGCCCACUUCCCCACUGUUGUCCACAAAGGGGUUUCUGAUGAUCUCGAUACCAAUUUCAUCAUCCCUGGUUUAGCUCCCUUACCAAAAUCUUGGCUUCCUCCGCCUCUCUUUGACUUGACUCAUAUUUUUACUAGACUUCUGGUUUCAAAUGGUCGAGGGCUCAUCAAGGCCACAGGGAUUUUAACAAACACCUUUCAAUCAUUGGAGGCAGAGACCCUAGCGGCACUCAAUGACGGCAAAGUCUUAAGCGGGCUCCCACCGGUGCUUGCAAUCGGUCCAUUGGAACCAUAUGAGUAUGGACAAGGACCUUGGCUUUCAUGGCUGGACGCCCAACCUGCAGGGUCUGUGGUGUAUGUAAGCUUCGGGAGCAGAACGGCUUUAUCCAAGGAACAAAUCAGGGAGUUGGGUGAUGGUUUGGGGAAGAGUGGGUGCAGGUUCUUGUGGGUAUUGAAGGGGAAGAAAGUGGAUCAAGAGGACGACGUGGAGAUUGAAGAUUUGGUGGGUCAUGAUUUUUUGAAGAGAGUUGAGAACAGAGGACUGGUUGUGAAGGAUUGGGUAGAUCAGUGGGUGAUUCUUGAGCAUGUAGCCAUUGGUGGAUUCGUCAGUCACUGUGGAUGGAACUCAGUGACUGAAGCGGCGUGGCAGGGAGUCCCGGUCCUGGCUUGGCCACAGCAUGGUGACCAAAAGCUUAAUGCUACUGUGGUGGAGAGUAUUGGGUUGGGGUCUUGGGAGGAGAGUUGGGGAUGGGGUGGUGAGGAGUUGAAGGGGGAAGAGAUUGGGAAGCAAAUUAGGGAGCUCAUGGGGAACGAGGAAAUGAAGAAGAAAGCAACCCAGGUUCGAGAAGAAGCUAGGAAAGCUACUGGGAAAGGUGGGAGCUCUGAAAGGGCACUAAUGGAAGUCACAAAGACAAGUAGGAAAAUGGCCUUAUGAAAAAUACGCUUCCACAAGAUCAAUGGGCGAUAGUGGGCAUGUCAAGACUCAAGAUUCAAACCUACAACCAGCUGAUUCAAGUGGUGAUGGGUUGAGGGCAUUUUUACCACUGCUAUCAACCCAAUUGGUAUUUUUUUCUUUAAUAUCUAAUGUUUUUUUCUCUAUCAAAUUUAAUGUUUUUAAUGAACGGAAUCAUGUGAUAUUUUUGG